Mya arenaria is the source of this 11643-nucleotide messenger RNA. Its product is annotated as capping protein, Arp2/3 and myosin-I linker protein 3-like. The record is from RefSeq and is a predicted model, not a curated record. The coding region runs from base 125 to 5758 and encodes 1877 amino acids. Lineage: Eukaryota; Metazoa; Mollusca; Bivalvia; Myida; Myidae. The transcript has 41 exons. Gene Ontology annotation, cellular component: plasma membrane; lamellipodium. Gene Ontology annotation, biological process: cell migration; regulation of Arp2/3 complex-mediated actin nucleation. Gene Ontology annotation, molecular function: protein binding.
GGCGAUUCACUCGGACGACUAACUUUAAAACUAAGUUUAAUUAGAUAUUUUGGAAGAAAUUAGCAUUCAUAUGUUUUAAAUCUCUGUUGUAUGAACGAAAUAAAAACUCUCUAAUGUCCUGACAAUGGCGUCAAUGAAUAAUGUCCCUCGAGAGAUUCUUGAGAGUAUGCGGGAGUGCCUUGAUCGACGACUCAAGCUGUCGAUCAAGAGGCUAGUCAACUACGAAACAAAAAAAGAAAAGAUUGAACAGCGAGUUUUGGCAUUCUCCACAUACAGGCUAUUUAUCCUUACUGCAAAAAUUCCAACAAAGAUUGAUGCCAACUUCCAUUACCUCGAUAUCAAGUCAAUUGAAAGCAAGCGACCAAACCAACUGGUGAUAUGUGCAUCCAACAAGACAUAUUCGUUUUUAACGAUGGAAGCAGACACGGACGAAGUGAAUCACAUGAUCACCCACAUCGGCACCUCGCUGAAAACUGUCUUCCCAAAAUUCUCCCUUGAGCGUUUAAUUAAGACAGUAGAAGUGCAGCCCUCCGACCGCCUGAAGGUGAUGAACGAUCUAUGUCAGACGAUAGGCCAGAAGGGGAUGACACCAUGUGGCAAUUUUACUGUCCAGUACAUGUGCAUGUGUGACUUCCAUGGCCUCACAUACAGAGAUGAGGUGGCCUGGGAUGUUGACACUAUCUACCUGUCCCAGGAUUCAAGGGAACUCUGUUUGCAUGACUUUGACCAUCUGAAAGAGAGGGACCUCGUUCCAAUCGUCUCGGCCCUCGUGCACAACACCUGGUUUACUGGCUUGAAUGCCAACAGCAUCAAACUGUCUGUGGAAGUGUGCAAUGAAAUUCUACAUGUGAUCAAAAAGAAUUCUGUGAUAGAAUCUCUGUUCCUUAGCAACACUGGAAUCUCAACUGAGUUUGUAAAGCGACUGUCAACGACUGCCAUGGUGGACACCCAGCUACAGAGGCUUGACCUAUCUAACAACUUAAACAUUGACGAUUUUGGUGCGGAGUAUCUGAUAGGUGCGUUGAGCAGCCGCGGAAAACAAUGCACCUACCUUGACCUUACGGGGACCAAGGUCACGUCUAAGGGGCUCAACAAGGUCGCCGAGGCCAUGAACCGCAGCCCUCACGUGUUCAGUGCACUCCAGACCCUAAAACUGAGCACGGUGGCCGCAGGAAAGAGCGAUGACCUUCAGAGCAUGUAUGCAUUUCUGGCCUCCCCCACCAUGCUCAACCAUCUAGACCUGUCCGGGACUGAAGUCGAGAUAGAUAAGCUGAUGACCCCUCUACAACGAGGCUGCAGUCAGAACCUCACAACAUUGAAGCUUUCAAGAGUCGCGUAUUCCAGGAGAACCAAGGAUGUUGUGGUCCAGUCUUCAUUCAAGCAGUUCUUCGCUACCGUGGUCACUCUGAAACUUGUAGACCUGUCCUAUGUCCGCAUCCCACCUGAAGCUCUCAAGGACCUUUUCCUGGGUAUAACCUCAAAUCGUAACCUGAAGGACGUUCAUGUUGACAUCACGGGUUGCGAAGUGACCGCAGUGGGCGUACAGACACUCACAAAUUGCCUUCCCUCCACCCAAAACAUCGCCCGCCUUGAUUUGACAGGGCUUGUCAAGGGACAGAACUCAGCUUUAAAUGAGCGCGAGCUGGUGCAGAUAUUUGACAGUCUCGGUCAGAACAGCACCAUACGUUACCUAUCACUCGGUCAGAUGUACAGUGCCGUCAAACCAAAGAAUAUGAAGGUUGUCAUGGAAAAACUAGUGGAUAUCCUGCAAGCUGAGAACUCUGUUGUGGAGUCCCUAUCGCUGGCAGACUCGAAGCUCAAGGACAGUAUGAACAUGAUCAUUAAUGCUCUUGGCAGCAACAUGUCACUGACUGAGAUUGACAUCAGUGGAAACCAGAUGGGUGACCUAGGGGCCCGCAUGUUGUCCAAGGCCCUUCAGAUCAACAACAAACUCCGCACAAUUGUCUGGGACAAAAACAACACUACCUGUCUUGGGUUCGAGGAUGUCGCCCUCGCUCUGGAGAAGAGCUACACCUUACAUAAAAUGCCGGUGCCAGUGUAUGAUGCUAGUGUGGCCUUAAGAAGUGAACCACAGAGGACUGAACAGGCCCUUCAAACAAUAGAAAGGCUACUUCAAAGGAACCAUAGCCCACAGAAGUAUUCAUCUGACCAGGCAUACAGACUACAGCAGGGAUUUCUUAUCAGUUCCACACAACAGACGGUUGACCGACUGGUUGUACAGACGCAGGACACCAUCAAUGCUCUCUCGCUGACUGACUCACUGCAGCCGUACACAAAUGCCGUCCAGGCUGCGAAGGUCAACAUCGCGGAUGCAGACAACUCCAAAACUUUGCUGCCCCAACUGUAUGACAUAGCGAUCCAGUCACAGAAGACAGGGAAUGACGUAUCGCAGAAACUGAACACUGUGGCUGAGGAACUAAAAACUGUGCUGGAAAACCAAAUGAAGAAAACUGUUCGUGAGAUGCUGGAAAUCACCGUCAAUCAGUGUUCAGGAAUCAUGACUGAUCCCGAGUUCAAGAGAGAUAUUCAGACAGGCUGUGCCGAAAAGAGCUUACUUCCCAAAGAUUUUACCAGCAAUGUACUGGAUGGUGUUUAUACAGAAAUAUUCAACAAACUCAGUGAGCUGAACUUAGCAGUGGCAUCCCUCAUAUCGGACACAGUUGUGGACGGAGUCAUAGACAACCUGCAGCACUCACAUCGCACCCUGACAAACCAUUUGAAUGAGAAAAAGAAGAAAGCAGCACCAGCCUCCGAGGGUACUGAAUCACCUCAGAUCAGACAAAAACUGUUACGCUCACAGUCUGAACGGGAUUCACCGAAAUUGAUGCAAAGGAAAAGUUACGCAAGAAAAAUUAGACCCCAGUCAGUAAUAGAUAAGGCAGUAGUUCAACAAGCCCUUGAUGCAGAAAAGAAAUCCAGCCUUGAUCCCAUCUCCCAGGGCAGUCAUUCUCCAAGGUCAGGGUCAAGGUCACCAUCUACUGAUGGGUCAUGUGACCGAGAGCAUGUAAGGUCACAUGACCGUGUAGACCAAUCAAAGUCAAGUUCAAAGUCACGCAGUUCAAAGUCUGAUUCGCCUACUCCUCAAAAGCCAGUGAAAGUGCCAAGGUCGCGACCUAAAAAAUCAAAAAGUAAAACAUCCUCUCAAGUUGCUCUUGACUCUUCAGCGUCAAAAGCAUCAAUUCCAAAAAUAGAAGUGACCUCUGCUGAUGGAAAUGACCUUGACCCUGACCCACUUUAUGACAAUGCACCUGAUGUUAGAGGCUCACCAAGAUGUCACCGUAGCAACAUUGAUGACUUGAACGAGGAACCGGAUUUACAUAUACCAAAACACACAAAAGUACGAACUCCUACCAAAGCAGUCCCAGAUAAAGAAGUAGAACUCGAUGUUGUUCCUGAAUUGCCGGAGUACGGUAAGCUGACCCAUGUGACAAAGGAUCGAGCUCGAGUGAAGCGGAAUGUUCGACCACCGACCAGACAGUCUGCAGCCACUUCCACGUCUGGAGAUAGGGUAGAUGAGGGUGUAGACAAUUUCUUUUCAAAGGCGUCUUCUACCCCUACCACCCCAGUCAGUAAUGGACCCGACUCCGGGAACAAAACACCAAGUGAAAGAUCUACACCAGAAAGUAAGAAAAAACCUGGAGGUUUUUUUAACUUUGGCAGUAAAGAGAAAGAUGCAAAGAAACAUAGCGGUGGAUUCUCCCUCUUUGGCAAGAAGACGCCUCCCAAACCUUCGCCCACCAGCAAAAGGGUCUCAGAUGUCAAGGAAACGGAAGAAGAUGAAGAAGACUUUGUGCCUUCGAAGGAAAGAAAACCAAGCUCCGGGGAUACAUCUUCCCAGAACUCCAACCAGAACAAUGGUUCUGAGUCUGGAUCAAUUAAGGGAAGUCUUGAAAGGAAAUUUGAUAAGUCUGCCCAAAAAUUGUCAGGGUCUUCUCUUGAGCGUGGCUCAUCCCCGAGAGUUUCAUCGGAACGGGGACAGAAAUCUUCAGGGAUUGCUCUAGAAAGGAGCCAAUCACCAAGAGUUUCUUUUGGAAAGGGACAGAAAGGACCAAAUAACUCAGAAGAAACGCCUGAAGAAGCUAAGAAUGAUGAAAAGAAGACUAAAAGUGAUAGCGAAGAUUCCGAUGCAGAACAUGAAAAUGGUGAGUCACAAAAAGUGGUUGGUUUAAAGAAAAGUGAUUCCACUAGCAGCAGUGGGUCAGAAAAGGUUGCGAAAAAGCCUUUAAAAGUGCCUAUGAAGUUGAAAUCAGUUGAAAAACCAGUGGAGAAGGAGGUGGAAAGUGACAUUGAUGAGACGGAAGAAGCAAAAACUGAGGAAAAGGAAGAAAAAGAAGCUGCCACUACUGUGAAAGAUGACAAGGAGAAAGUUGAUGAUAAAACUGAAGAGGAAAAGAAGGAAGAGCCAAGUCCUAAACCGCCAAAAGCUGAAGAAGGGAAACCUGAGGAAAAGGAAGUGAAACCUGAGGAAAAGGAAGGGAAACCUGAGGAAAAGGAAGGGAAACCUGAGGAAAAGGAAGAAAAGCCAAAGGAAGAGGAAGCCCCUAAGCCAGAGCCCGUAAAACCCCGUAAACCUGGAGGCCCGGGCGCAAUCGGGUUUGGAGGAAAUAUUCUUGCCCAGCUGAAGGAGAAACAAGAGAAAAGGAUCUCCAUGGCUCCGAAGCAGCCAGUUGUUACGGAUAAAUCGAAAAACCCGGUUGUUGAGGAAAAACCCUUACCCUUUGGGCUUCCAAAGCUGCGUCCAGUCUCGGGGGCAAAAGAUAGUGACGGGGGACCCACUAAAAAAGAGACUAAGUCCACAGAUAGUGUAAAAUCUUCUGGGUCCAAAAGUGAGACUGAAGAACAAAAACCUGCCGUAAAAGACUCAGGAAUCGCUGAUGGGGAGAAGCCGUCUGAAAAACUAAAGAAAAACUUCUUCAAAGAAAGCAAGGAUAAGCCAUCAGUCGUGCCAAGACCUGGUUUCUCAGGCAGACCACCACCCCCAAUGAAGCCCAAACCACCCGGUGGCAAGCCGACACCGGCCCCACGACGGAGCACAGCGGAUGACCAAGAUGAGCCAGUUAAAGAGCCCAAAAAAAUGGAACAGAAUAGUAAAAAACCAGAAGCCAAAAAGGUUGAAAGUGGAGUGGUGUAUGACUCAGCAACUUUGAAAAAGUCGGUCCGAGAAAAGAUGUCCAUGUUUUCUUCAUCUGGCGACGGUGAUGAAAAUGAGGCUAAAAAUAACAGCUUACUUACUGGGUCGUAUAAGGAAGAACACAGUCGCAAGGGUAUCUCGUCACCCUCUUUGAGUGGUAAAAGUGGUUCAUUGCCAAGAGAUACAAAGCCUUUUGACGUUACAAAGUCUCAGAUGCAUGACAAAUCGUCACAUAAUGAUGCGACACCUGGAUCUGAAGCUGGGGAUACUGCUUUCAAGAGAGAACACAAUUCAAAUGACAUGACUGACAGUGGUAUUGUGUAUGACUCUGAGACGCUUGCUCGCCCAUCGGUCAAGGACGCUGCUGCAGUGUUUGGACAAGCUGAUAAAUCAGAGAAAUCGUCGUCACUUUCACGAAAGGCAAAACCAUCUGACAUGAAAGAAUCUCCUGAGGUGACUAGAAGACCCAAGUCAAUGUUUGAAGUUUUACAAAACAGGCCUGAUCUGAAAAAAUCUGGGACUCUCGACACUCCACUAGAGAAAGAGGAAAAUAAAGAAACUGUCGAAGAGAAAGGCUCUCCAACUGAGGAUGUCAUUUUAGUGUAGGAUACUCUUCAUUGUGGAGGAAGCAUUCAAAGGUAGCAGACAACACUUUCUAUCCAGGAGGAGAGGUUUAUUUUAUUGUAGAAUACUCUUCAUUUUGGAGGACAAUCAGAAAAGUGAAUGACAGAAAGGCUCAUGUAAAGAAAAUCAUUUAGUAUAGGAAAAAGUUAUUUUGUAAAAAGAACAACUUGUGUGACAUUGACAGAUCAUUGAUAAUUGUAUGUUUAGAUACUUCCUCCAAGAGGCUAAAAAGGGUAUAAACCAUACUUGGUGAUAAGGUCCAAUUCCAAUGCUUGUAGACCAAAAAUAAUUUUGGUAUCAUUUAAAAGCAUGUUCUGCUCUGAUUACUCGUAUAUUAAAUUAAUGAUAGAAACUAUGUUAAAGAAAGAGUUUCCUAUUGAAAUAAGCUAUUUUGUUAUCAUUUAAGAUAUAAAAAAAAUUGUGUAUGGAUAUACUUUAUACAUUAUCUUUCUCCACGUAUAAAAUCAUUUUAAAUAGUUCCGAAAUUCCUGAAGUCUUUUCAACAUGCAACAGUAGCUGCACCCGCUACCCAAGUUAUUGAUAUACCAGCACAAAGUGCAAGUUGUUAAAAUUCAAUUACAGGGGUUAAGUAUGGUAACUGUUUUAUACCAUGUUGUCAAGAACAACCUUCAAUAACUCCUUUGUAUAUAUGUAUAAGUGAGAAACAUGAUUUAUCUGCAUGCUAGUUAUUGCACAACUAUGCUCUGCCUUCUUUUAACCAUUCUGAUAUGGGAUAGAUAUGUUAUGUAAAGAUGAAUGAAAGAAUAUGCUCCUCUUUAAUAUGGUACACUAUGUUGUUAACCUUUCAUAUAUUUAUUUUGAUAUUAUAUAUAUAUAAAUAAAAUUGUUGGUUGCCAAGAAUUUUAAAACAUUUCAUAGGGAUCAUAAAAUACCAAAAGCAUUCCGGAUUGUAAUAAAUGUGCAUGUAUGUUACAUGUACAUUGAGUGUUAUAAAGCUAUGUUACAUGUACAUUGAGUGUUAUAAAGCUAUGUUACAUGUACAUUGAGUGUUAUAAAGCUAUGCUACAUGUACAUUGAGUAUUAUAAAGCUAUGGUACAUGUACAUUGAGUGUUAUAAAGCUAUGUUACAUGUACAUUGAGUGAUAAAACAUGUUAUGUGUAAAUGGUUUAACAAAAUAGCCAGCUUUUACAAUUAAUUUGGGACCAUUUAAAGCUAUUGGCAACAAAACAAUGAUACAACAAAAUAUGAUCUAUACUGUAACAUAAAUGUCUAUGUAUAAGAUGAGUAUUUAGUUUAUACAGUUGUGUAUGUAACUGAUAACUGCUUUUGUAUGUUCAAGUAAACUAUUUGUUAAUCUGUUAAAAUCUGUUAUAUCUGUUAUUUUUUUCUUUCUAUUACUAUAUCCACUGUUAAAAGGUUGAGUACAGAAUUAUUUCAGAUUCUGUAAAGAACAUGUACGUUAUAUUCAAUUUCAAUGCAUUGUAAAUUGCACUUAAUUAGUCUCAUAUCUUGAUUAGUAUAUAUUGUUUUGUUUUGUUUUAAACCUAGAUGUCAUUCAUAUUUAGAGAUCUGUUUAUUAAUGUUCUACAUUUCAAUUGUAUUAGAUAGUUUAAUAAUUAAAAGUUUGUUUUUUGUGAUAUAUUGGCAACAAAUUUAGCAAAAUUAAUAGAAUUACAUAGGACUAGUAUCAAACUAUAAUUCGUUACCUUAAAGCUGCACUCUCACAAAUUGACAGUUUUGGCCAAUUUUAGUAUUUUUUUGUCUCGGAAUCAGCUCAUUUUGGCAUCAGUGCCUUCAAUUCAGUCAUAUAAGAUAGCUCACAAUAGAGCAGAUAUAACUGUUUGGUAAACUGCUGAAAAUUCCAUUUUUCUUAAAGCGUAAGUAAUGCUUUUAAAACAUCAGUUUUCAUACAAAAAUAUAAAAACUGUGAUUUGCUGUUUUGUCAGCAGUCUUCUAUCACUGGUGUCCAGAUAUUUACGCAAAAAUUGGCUCAUUCCAAGACAAAAAAUAAAACAGUUGUCUAAACAAUCAAUCUGUGAGAGUGCAGCUUUAAGCAAUAAUUCAAUAUCUGCUUCUUUCUCUACAUACAGUUAAUGAGUGAUUGCAAUUAGAAUGACGAUAUGCCGAACAGUACUAUACGUCAUCAUUGUAAUGUAACCACCUUAAAGUGUUGCUAAAUUUUAAGAGUAGAAUCUGAUUGGACAGUGAAAUAUAUUGGCCAAUAGAAUUAAUUGAAUAACUGAGGUAUGUCUAAGAAUUAUAAAGGAUAGGAACUUGAAAACGAGCCCAGAGUGAUAAUUUUAAAACUGUUGGAGAAGUUCACUCCUUAAACUUUUCCCAACAGUCUGACCAACCAACUAGCCCAUAUGGUGACUCUAAUAUAACCUCCUACAAACUUUGUUUGGUUAAGGGAGGGGAAGGGGAGGGGGGGGUGACCUACCUUCCUACCCACCCCUCAAAAUGUUAGUCGGCGAAGUCCAAACAUUCUAUUUAUUAAAUGUGGCAUUAGUUUAUAACUUCUUUGUUUUGUAUCAAUUGAACCUAACUUUCAUUCUAUUUAGGAUGCUUUUGAUCAAUAGCAUGAUUAUAACUUUAUGCUUUUCAUUAUAUUUGAUCUUUCAAUGUUUUGAACUCUUCUUUUUGUGGUAUAUUUUGGUAACAAAUCUUGUUUCAGUAGUAGAAUAAGUCUUGACUAGUAUUGAACUAUAUGAGAUUGCAAAUUACUGCCUUUUCUUCUCUGACUUAAGACUUAUUUCACAUAUUUUUGUAAUAUGUGCAUUGUGAAAUUCCGAAAAAAGUUUAAUAGUUUCUAGAAGUCUGAACUGGGUUGUCAGACCACAUUAGUGUGUCUGUUAUGUAAAUUGCUUUACCAAUUUUUGAAAAGCUUUUCCUGUUCAAGAACAUUUUUCAUUUUUUGUUUUCAUAUUUUUCAUUUUUUUUAUUUAUGAAUAUUAAUAAUGGUUUGGUAUGUAAUGCUUCUAUGCAAAUAAGACAAAGCCAGUCUAUGCACAAUUUAUUUUACAUUAAGUUUAUCUAUGCCAUGAUUUGUGUGUUCAUGUGAUGAUAUUUGUGCACUAUAAUUCUUAAUGUUAGUAGUAGAUGCAACUAGUUAACCACCUAUAUUUGGCCACAUAUUGUUACAAUAUUUGACCACGUUUUGUUACAAUAUUUGACCACAUUUUGUUAAAAUAUUUGGCCACAUUUUGAUACAAUAUUUGACCACAAUUUGUUCCAAUAUUUGGCCACAUUUUGGUUCAAUACUUAACCACAUUUUGGUACAGUACAAUAUUUGGCCAUAUUUGGUACAAUAUUUGGCCACAUUUUGUUUACAAUAUUUGACCACAUUUUGUUACAAUAUUUGGCCACAUUUUGCUACAAUAUUUGACCAUAUUUUGUUACAAUACUUAACCACAUUUUGGUACAAUAUUUGACCACGUUUUGUUACAAUAUUUGGCCAUAUUUGGUACAAUAUUUGGCCACAUUUUGUUUACAAUAUUUGUCCACAUUUUGGUACAGUAUUUGUCCACAUUUUGGUACAGUUUUUGUCCACAUUUUGUUCCAAUAUUUAACCACAUUUUGUUACAAUAUUUGACCACGUUUUGUUACAAUAUUUGUCCACAUUUUGUUACAAUAUUUGACCACAUUUUGUUACAAUAUUUGUCCACAUUUUGUUACAAUAUUUGACCACAUUUUGUUACAAUUUUUGACCAUAUUUUGUUACAAUAUUUGACCACAUUUUGUUACAAUAUUUGACCACAUUUUGUUACAAUAUUUGACCACAUUUUGUUACAAUAUUUGACCACAUUUUGUUACAAUAUUUGACCACAUUUUGUUACAAUUUUUGACCACAUUUUGUAACAAUAUUUGUUUCUCACCAUGUACCAUGCGUCUUGUCAUGCAUGUAGACAAUGGCAUUCCUUUUGAGCAAGCCAAGUUGAAAUAAUAGAGCCUCAAAGUGGUUAAGUAAUGUAUGUAAAACAUAAUGUUAUACUAGAAAACAUGACAAUGAUAGGUGUGUUCAGUUCACUGAUGAAACAGACACAGGGACUUUGAUAUUUGGAACAGACACAGGGACUUUGAUAUUUGAAACAGACACAGGGACUUUGAUAUUUGGAACUGUCUGUUUACCCCCACAACAGUUAGUGGUUAAACAUUCUUUUAAUAUAAGAAUAAAAAGGAAACAACGUUUUAAGACUACAUUGUAUUCAUUUUUCCUGUGCCUUUUAGAUUAUAUUAGUUGUAGCAGUCUGUUUUACCGCCAAUACCACACAUUUUGUUUUCAGUUAGUGUUUAACCCAUUUUCAUAUAAUUUUAAAAAUAGUAAACACAUAUAUAACACAUUGUAUUCAUUUUUCAGUGCCUUUUAGAUUGUUUAAGCUGUUUCAGUCUGUGUUAAGUUCUGUACAUAAUUAUAUACAUGUUACUAUGACCAAUGUGUUUAUUUUAUUUGUAACGCUAUCUGCUAAAACCCAGGCCACAGGCAAAAUUAACAUAACACAAGAAAUAAAUUUUCAAUGCGCUAAUUUUUGAAGGGAGACAUUGGUUACUUAUAGUGUCUCUGUUAAUUGAAAUUAAAAAUAAAACCACUUUCUCGCUUCAAAAAGCAGCAUUUGGGAAAAAAAACUCGCAUUGCCUUAUUUUCGCCUGUGUUGUGGCCUGAUUUUAGCAGACUGCGUGGCAUUUUUUUCUUAAAGGUAUCAAAUAACUUUUUUAAUUUCAUUUGUUAUUGUUAAUGUACAGGCUUGCUGUAAAAACCGCUUCAUUUUUUUUUUGGUUAUGUUCAGUAAUAUUUUCCUCUUAAAGCAGCAGCACUCUCACAGACUAUUUUGACAUUUUUUUUCCGACUUUGAAUGAACCAAUUGUUGUGAAAUAUCUAGAUACCAGUGAUAUUAGACUGGUGACAAAAAAUCAGAUUGCAGUUUUUAAUAUUUACAUACGAAAAUUGAAGUUUUAUGGCUGAAAGCAUUACUAAGGUUUUCAUUUCAGCAUAAAACAUCAGCGUUGAACUGUUAGAAUGUAAAUAUGAAAAGCCGCGAUCUGAUGUAAGCAGACUGAUACCACUGUUUCUGAGACAUUUACGUCAAAAUUUGCUCAUUCUUAAGACAAAAAAUUUAAAAAAAUGUCAAAAAGGUUCAUCUGUGAGAGUGCAGCUUUAAGUCUCUGUUGAUUUACACAACCGUUUUUAAAAACAACAACAGUAUGUCCAUUUUGGUAGAAAAUGAAAUUAAACUUAAAGAUUCCGACUAAAUAACAGUGUCAAACAUUUUGACUUCUUCCUUAAUAUCAUGUUAAUUAUAAGAGUAUUCAAAUGAGAAAAAAGUGGAAACUGUUUUCCAUAUAAUGGCAUUGUGGCCAUCUUCUCAACAAGUGUAUGAGAAAAUGUUGCAUGGUCAUGACUUUGAGUGGUCGAAAUUAGCACAAGCUGACAAGCCCUGCAAAGGUAAAAUGCUUUCCGGGCUUGCUCAAAUUCUGAGUUUUAUACAGCAGGGCUUGUUCAAAAAUGUAAUGCCAAGCAGUAGUAUAUGAAUUCGGGCUUGUUCAUCAAAAAGACUGAUUUCAAUAUAUUUAUAUAUAUAGUGAGUAUCAAAAAACAAGUUGAAAAUUUAACCUGAAAAAUCAAAUAAACUUUGCAAAAAGCUGACCAAUAAACUCUUAUCAUUCUAUCUAAGUAGAUAGUAUAACUCCUUAGAUUUUCAAGUUAGAAUAAUUUUAUUCCUUAUUGUGUAUUCAUUAUAUUCAUAUGUAUUAAUUUAAUACAAUGUUAAUUUUGUACAUGACUUGUAUUGAUAUGAUAAAUCGUUCAAAUGCUUCAAAAUGUGCUCUGCAUUUCACUGACUUACAAUAAGUAACUUUAAUUUACUAUAAAAUGUAUAAUGUGCAAUAUCAUAAUAAACAGAAAACUGCA